Messenger RNA from Bombina bombina (fire-bellied toad), 6419 nucleotides. It is a transcript of the gene ACVR2A, whose product is annotated as activin A receptor type 2A. Gene Ontology annotation, cellular component: activin receptor complex; plasma membrane. The record is from RefSeq and is a predicted model, not a curated record. Gene Ontology annotation, biological process: cellular response to growth factor stimulus; protein phosphorylation; activin receptor signaling pathway. The coding region runs from base 1018 to 2583 and encodes 521 amino acids. Lineage: Eukaryota; Metazoa; Chordata; Amphibia; Anura; Bombinatoridae. Gene Ontology annotation, molecular function: activin binding; ATP binding; activin receptor activity. The transcript has 12 exons.
AGGAGGGAGGUGAGAAAACAAAAACAAUCGUCCGGGGCCGCCAUCUUGGGUCGGGAUCCGUAUAGUUGAAUGGGUAGAUAUGAAAUUAACAGGGAGGACGCGGACGUUGAGCCUUAUUUGCCGAGGGGGCUUAGGAAGCGGCUUCCCAUUGCACUUAGAGUGUGACCCUUUUCUGGCUUUUCACGCUUACAGUUUCCGAAGUGGGAAUUGGAUCCAGCUUUCUGUACCCAAGUAAACGAGGAGUCCAAGCGGCGCCAGUCUCCUCCCGACCCCGUAUUUCUCUCUGUUAUUGGAUCCGCUGAGAAGGACGCUCUGUCUAUAUUUUUGUGGUAUUCUCAGCAGUGUGAACGUCAUGGGGUUGCCAUAUCAUUGACUUUCACCUACACGAGCAGCUGCAGAUCGACGUUAUCAAGUCUUUACACCCUGUUCAGGCCAUUACCAUGAGGUGACCGGCCUGCACAUCGUUCCUAUCCGUGAUUUACCGAUUGGUUGAGCAGUUCAUGUUGGGGGGGAUCGUGGUACCUUAAUUCGUGAGGAACUCCAAAUAUUUCCUACCACACAAACCCAAUACUCGGACAUGGAAACUUCAGCAGCACUUAAUGUGUCUCAGCUGCUGCUGCUUAUCCUGCCGUCGGUGUGGUGAUACUCCGUUCCCAGGGAUUAUUUGAACUAGACCAAGGCUGGAAAACCCUUAUUCAGAGCUUUCGCGUGGGAACGAGGAUUACUACAUUCACUUGAACGAGUUGUCAUUACUGUGAUCACUUCCAAUGCUCUCAAAAGGUUCAAUAUAGCAUUUAAAUCAUGACUCGCGAGUGUUUCCUGCAGGAUACAGCUGAUGCACGUGUUUUUAAAUAACUUACUAUAAUAAUUGUUGGAUACAGACCUUAUAUUUCCACACAGGAUUUUAUUUUUUAAAUAAAAUUAGGUUUAUGGUCACGCUAUAUUUUACUGGUUCAGAGGAAUAGAGUAGAAGGCCGUCUGAAGCUGGUGGAUUGUUUGUGUCUAAUAUACUAAAACAUGGGAGCUGCUACGAAGUUGUCCUUUGCAGUAUUUCUUAUAUCCUGUUCUUCAGGUGCCAUUCUUGGACGAUCAGAUACACAGAAAUGCGUUUUCUACAAUGCAAACUGGGAGAAAGAGGAGACAAAACGCAGUGGAAUUGAAAGCUGCAGUGGGGAUAACGAUAAAAGGCGACACUGCUUUGCUACAUGGAAAAAUGUCUCUGGGUCUAUUGAAAUUGUUAAGCAAGGUUGUUGGUUGGAUGACAUCAACUGCUAUGACAGAAGUGAAUGCAUAGAGAAAAAAGAAAACCCAGAUGUAUUUUUUUGUUGCUGUGAAGGCAAUGUGUGCAAUGAACGAUUUAUCCAUUUGCCCGAGAUGGAAAUUACACAGCCCACAUCAAACCCUGUAACACCUAAGCCUCCAUUGUUCAAUACUUUGCUUUACUCUUUGUUGCCAAUCGUGGCAAUUGCAGUUCUGGUGCUGUUUUCUUUUUGGAUGUACAGACAUCACAAGCUGGCUUACCCACCAGUGCUUGUCCCAACACAGCACGCCUUUCACAUUAUGAUAGAGGAUCCAGGUCCGCCACCACCCUCUCCUCUCCUGGGGUUAAAGCCAUUGCAGUUACUGGAGGUGAAAGCUAGAGGGAGAUUUGGCUGCGUGUGGAAAGCACAGUUAUUAAAUGAAAAUGUAGCUGUCAAAAUAUUCCCGAUACAGGACAAGUUGUCUUGGCAAAAUGAAUAUGAAGUCUACAGCCUACCAGGAAUGAAGCAUGAAAAUAUCUUACAAUUCAUUGGUGCCGAAAAGCGAGGCACUAACCUUGAUACAGAUCUGUGGUUAAUAACUGCUUUUCACGAAAAGGGCUCCCUCACCGAUUUUCUCAAGGCAAAUGUUGUUUCCUGGAAUGAGCUUUGUCAUAUUGCAGAAUCAAUGGCCAGAGGCUUGGCCUACCUUCAUGAAGAUAUCCCAGGGCUGAAAGAUGGGCAUAAACCUGCUAUUGCUCACCGAGAUAUCAAAAGCAAGAAUAUACUACUAAAAAACAACAUCACUGCUUGCAUAGCAGAUUUUGGCUUAGCUUUAAAAUUUGAAGCUGGAAAAUCUGCAGGUGAUACUCAUGGCCAGGUUGGUACCAGAAGGUACAUGGCUCCAGAAGUUUUAGAAGGUGCUAUCAAUUUCCAGAGAGAUUCAUUUUUGAGAAUCGAUAUGUAUGCAUUUGGAUUAGUCCUUUGGGAACUUGCAUCAAGGUGCACUGCAUCUGAUGGUCCGGUAGACGAAUAUAUGUUGCCAUUUGAAGAAGAAGUUGGCCAGCAUCCAUCCCUGGAAGACAUGCAAGAGGUGGUAGUACACAAAAAGAAAAGACCCAUAUUAAGAGAAUGUUGGCAGAAACAUGCAGGAAUGGCAAUGCUUUGUGAAACUAUAGAGGAAUGCUGGGAUCAUGAUGCAGAAGCCAGGUUAUCUGCUGGCUGCGUAGAGGAGCGCAUUAUUCAGAUGCAGAGACUUACAAACAUUAUUUCCACUGAGGACAUUGUAACAGUGGUGACUAUGGUGACAAAUGUGGAUUUUCCUCCCAAGGAAUCCAGUCUAUGAUAGUUGCAUUUGGAUGUGUUUACUGACCAACUGGACUCCAAAAUGGAGCUGCUAAGCUAAAGGAACUGCUUUCGUAUAAAUAUUGAAUUUUUCAUGUUAAACAAGGAAUGGUAGAUCCUCAUUGGAAUGUCAGCUGGAAGACAGCCCCUUCAAGUGAAUUCACCAGACUUCUUUCAUUCCAAGUUGUGUAAAGACACUUGACUUGCAAAAGUUUUACAACAGUUUUAUAAAGGAAUGAAAUAAAAUGAAGAAUUAUGAACAUCUGGCUAAUAAACUGACAACAAACAGUUUUCUAAACCUGUCAGAAAAGACUAAUACCUUAAGUGAACUACUGCUAUUUUUUUUAAUCAAAGCAUUUCAUUUCAGAUUUAAAAAAGGGUAACUGUUUUUAUUGCAUUUGCUGUUGUGUUUAUAUAAAUGACUAUUGUAAUGCCAAUAUGACACAGCUUGUGAAUGUUUAGUGUGCUGCUGUUAUAUGUAUAUAAAACUAAAGUAAUCAAAGUGGGACAUAUUAAAGAGGCUUCCAAGCAAACUUUAACCUCCCUCAACAAGGUAUACCUCAGUUCCACGUUCUCUAAAUUAAAUUAUACAAUUGAUAACACUAAGACAUUUUAAAAAAUAAACUGAUCCGUGUUUUUUUUUUUUUUUUUUUUUUUUUUUAGAUGUAUCAGAAAUUCACUGUGUUAUUUAAGAAACAUAAUGUUAAGCUAUCCAUAAUUGUUUGAGCUUUAGAGAAGCCAAUAGUAUAUUGUAAAAGUUAUGCCAUACUGACUUCUUUAUCACUGAAAAGGUUACCGCCAACUAUAGCCAUUCCUAAACCAGUGUUUUUAAACUUUUUAUGGCUUUUCGUCUAAAACUGUGCCGUUUUAAAAAUGCAAAGAAAAAAUUGCCGUUCUUUAUUCCCCGUUGGCUAAAGAUUUUUUACCUCCAAGUAACAAAUUGUUGCAUACAGUGAUUUUACUAAAGUAUGAUUUAGGUUUUGCUGUGUCUGAGGAAUAAAUGAAAAUAUAAGCAUGGUUUUUUUUUUUUUUUUUUUGUGAACUCUUAACACUGGAACACUCUUGGUUCUUAUAGAUAUUUGUGAAAUAUGAUUUUAUUUAUGUAUGUUCUGCUUAGAUGUUUGUUUUGUUUCAGUAAGCAAUGCAGUAUGGUCUGCAUGGAUAUUUCAGGAUCACCUCAGGAAGCUUCAUUACCCAGGAUUUUUCAGCCUGUUUAGAGAAUUCUAAAAAGCUCAGCAAUUAACCACAGUGCCAUAAUGUCAGUGUAAUAUUUGAGGUCUGUGAUCUUUUUGUGAUUAUCAAACUCCUAUCUAGAUUUUCACCACAGAUUUCAAAUGUUGUGGGAUUAAAUGAAAAAUGACUCAAAUUAUCAGGGAUAAUUAAUUCAAUGUAUUAUCCUCAAAUAUGCAAUUCUUAUUGGAAGUUGUGACCAGUACUGACAUUGUUAGCACAGCCUAGCAAAAAAAAGUAAAAUUAGAAAUUUGAUUACAAAUUUGACUAAAAUGUGGCAUUUAUGUUUCUGUUUUAAAACAUGGUUUGGAAGUAGGGAUAAGUGCCAAAGGCUGUUUCAUUCAAACAAAACAAAAAUCAUCUGUACAUGCCAAAGUUAAAAUGACUUUAUUUUCUCUACUUAUUUUACAGUUCAACCAGUAUUACAUCACCUUUUUCAAUUGUGAUGCAGGAAAAUUUUUAAAGACCUUUAUACCCUACAGUAUCAGCCAGGUGCUCACUGUGAGUGUGCUAUGUUCAAAUCAAAUCUAGAAUGUACAACCACAGUACAUAAUAAUUUAAUAUGCACUUAUUCUCUGGGAACAAUAUUAAAAUCAGCAGUAUAAGCAGGGAAUAUAAGAGUCAUGACAAUCGAACCUUUAACAUGCAAAACGUAGAAUUGUCAGUGAUUCUCCUUAUUUCCUAAACUUUCUUUAGCUAUACCCAUAACUGGUUAACUGGUACUCUGGAGUACAGUUUGCUUUGUUUUACAAAGCAUUCGGAAAUUACUUGUAUAUUAAAUUAAAUAGGAUUUUAUCUAUUAUAAUUUGAGCGCAAUUCCCAUACACACGUUUUUAUGCUACUGUGUCCUGCAUUUAAUUGUACUUAAAUAUAACUCACCCAAAUACAAUGAAAUUACUACUAUCUUUUUUGUUUAACAUACUUUAAAAUAUCAUUUGUUACAUAAACAUAUGUUAAGAAAUGUAACCCUAAAUGUCUAAAAGGCAAUUUGUUAGCUACUUUAGGAGCAGUGCCCCAUAUCAUUUAGGUCUCUGCCAUUCAGUUAAACUUUGCAAUGUAUGCAUUUUACCUUCUUUAAGGCCUUAUUGACAAUAGUGUGUGAAAAUUUCCUAAUCAUAUUUAAGAUCUGUUUUAUAUUGUAUUAUGUUUUGAGACUUUUAAAAAUACAAACCACAGCUAUGUUAAUCUAUAUAUUAUGACCAUUUGCCUUGGAUUUUAACUUUGUUUUUCAUUAUAUUAUGAUGUAUGCACUGUUAAGGCCUAAAUUAUAGAUAUUGGUAAGGUUGAAUUGUACCCACCCUUUUUUUGCCAAUAGGAGGUUUUAUUUUUAUUUUCUACCAUACAGCAAAGUGUAUACAGCAAAUAUAAUUCAGAAUAUCUAUUUUCUUAAAUACUUGUGUGUAUCUUCUAAUGCAGCUGUUGUACUCUAAAGCUAUAAACUGUAAUGAAAAGUAAUGCCCCCCCCCCCCCCCUCUUAUAUCAUUAAUGUAGAUAACCAGAUAUUCAGGUUAGUGAGAUUAUACUGGAUUACUUCUUGGCAUUUUUAAUGACUGGCAAUAUUUUAUUUCUGAAGUACAUAUAGUCUGUUCCAAAUACCUAUACUUCUGAUGCAUUGAUGUCUUCAAAACUUCUGGCUUUUACCAUUGCUUAAUAUUUGCUGUAUUUGCUUAUAAUAUGAAUGGCUUUUAGGUUGUGUUAAAUUCAAGCAGGAUCUUGGCUGGUAAAACAUCCUAAACCAAGGGGGUUGUAAUUCGAUAAUUUGAGGGCUGCACAUAGAUAGGAUUUAGGGAUCAGUCUCUCUGAGCACAAGUGGAUUAAAAAAAAAAAAGUUAGACUCCGUCAGAACCAUCCUUAAAUUAUGACAUUUUUGUAUUCUAAAAAAUAAGUUUGAAUCAUUAUUUGAAACAAAUCCUUAAUAUUUUUUUUUUCUUCUUCAGAACAGACUCUGUGCCCACUAUCUAGGUCCAUUAUUUAAUGCAUUGGUAUUUAGAAGAAACCAAACCUUAUUAUAUUUCUAAUUCCUAAAAUAAAAACCAUGAAUUGUAUGUGACCUAAUUUUUAAAUGCCUUGGGACAUGUACUGAAUGUAAAAACAGGUAUUUUCUUUACAUUUAUCUGUGGCAAUAGCUCAAUAAAAACUGCCAAUUUUAGUUUGCUAACAAAGAUUUUUUCAAUUACCAAUGUUUUCCAAUCUGUUUGAAAACUUUUUAUGAAUUUUUUUAUUAUAAGCAUUUGGUAUGAAUAUGCAGAAAGUUAUUUAUGGUUUAAUUGCAAAUGAUGCAAGAUGCAUCUUUUGAUUGAACAUCAUUUACCUCAGAUAUUCAACCAGCAAGUACGUUUUUAUGCAGUCUCAGUCCAUAUAAUCUGUUACCUCUCAAAAUAUUGGUAAGCAAUUAUUUUAGCUUUAUUCUCUGUAUUUGUCGGUGUUUGGGCACAGGUUGCUGUACUACUGUCUAUUACUACUUGCAAUUUCUUUUCUUUUUUUUGGCAAGUACCUACAAAACACCCUGGAUAAAGUGAUUGUUAAAUAUUGUACAAAUAAACAUGUAUGCUAUCCCCACCAAAAAAGAAAAAAAUAUCAAGAAAUAAAAAGUGAACAUAUGACUAA